UUUGCUUUCGCUUCGCUCUGCUCCGCCGGGGCGGCGUGGGCCCGGGGCCGGCGGGGAGCGGGCUGUGCCCCGAUCGCCGCCCCACCGAGCGACGGAGAGGGCUCCGGGCACAGACCUCCCCAGAGCCCAGCGAUGUCGCCGCGCCUGCUCAGGGCGGUGGGCUGCGGCUCGGCGGCCGUGCUGGCCCUGCUGACCGUGGUCGUCUUCGUCCUGGUCCUGCUCCCGGCAAAGGAUGCUGUCCUUCCUACCAGAAUCAAACACGGCCUGGUGUUUGACGCUGGCUCCACACACACGUCCCUCUACAUCUACCGGUGGCGCGCGGACAAGGAGAACGGCACGGGCAUCGUGUCCCAGGUGGAGGCCUGCUCAGUGUCCGGACCCGGCAUCUCCAGCUACGCAGACAACCCCGCGGGGGCUGGCGCCAGCCUGAAGCCUUGCCUGGACAGGGCCAUGAAGAUCGUCCCGGCCGAGCAGCAGCGGGAGACCCCCACGUACCUGGGGGCCACGGCCGGCAUGCGGCUGCUGAGGGAGGAGAACAGCAGCAAGGCCGAGCAGGUCUUGGCCGAGGUGUCCAAGGCCAUUGGGGAGUACCCUGUGGAUUUCCGCGGAGCCCGGAUCCUGACGGGCAGCGAGGAGGGCUCCUUUGGCUGGAUCACUGUCAACUACCUGCUGGAGACACUGGUCAAGUUCUCGUUUGCAGAGAAAUGGGAACAUCCCCAGGACACCGAGGUUCUGGGAGCUCUGGACCUCGGCGGUGCCUCGACGCAGAUCACCUUCCAGCCCGGGGUCCCCGCGGAGGACAGGAACACGUCCGUGUUCUUUCGGCUCUACGGCACCAACUACUCCCUGUACAGCCACAGCUACCUGUGCUACGGGCAGAGCCAGGCCCUGAAGAUGCUGCUGGCAGCUCUGCACCAGGCCAGCUCGAGUAGCCAGAUCAAGCACCCCUGCUACCCCCAGGGGUACCAGGAGAACGUCACCGUGGCAGAGCUCUACGACAGCCCCUGUGUGCGUGCGCCCAGCUCAGCCAGCCCUGGCCUCGUCCUCACGGUGACGGGGACAGGGGACCCAGCCGCGUGUGACGCGGCCGUGCGGAGACUCUUCAACUUCAGCUGCGGGGCGCAGGGGCCGUGCGGCUUCAAUGGGGUCUAUCAGCCCCCCGUGCGGGGACAGUUCUUGGCCUUCUCAGGGUUUUAUCACAGCCUUCACUUUCUGAACCUGACAGGAGGGCAGUCCCUGAGCUUGGUCAAUGCCACCAUCAGGCAGAUAUGCAACAGCAGCUGGAAGCAGGUGCAGGAGCUGUUCCCCACGGCCAGCAGGACCCAGCUCCGUGACGCCUGCGCAGCCAGCUCCUACAUCCUCACCCUCCUCCUGCAAGGCUACAAAUUCAACAUCACAACGUGGCCCAGCAUCCACUUCAUCCAGCAGGUUGCUAACACAGAUGUGGGCUGGACUCUGGGCUACAUGCUCAAUCUCACCAACCUGAUGCCCUCAGACCCUCCCAGAGCAGUCACAGAGCUCCCGAGAAGCAUCUGGAUAGCAGCCACCCUUCUGCUGGCCAUCAUGCUCAUCCUCAUCUUCUGCCUGCUCACAGCCACGUGCUGCCACAGAAACUCCUCGGGCUACGAGCAGCUGUAACAGCACUGCCUCCAGAGGCUGCCAGGCCGGGUCCUGCUGCCCCUCCUCUGCAGGGAGCUGCUUCCUGGGAAUCCCCCCUGUGUGCCCAGGGGCCACGGGCUUGUCCUGGGGGUCCCGAGUCCUGGCCUGGUGAGCUGGAGCUGGCACAGCUGGUGAAACACCCUCCCCACAGCUGUGCAACACCCUCCCCACAGCUGUGAAACAAACACCCUCCUCACAGCUGUGAAACAAACACCCUCCUCCACAGCUGUGAAACACCCUCCCCACAGCUGUGCAACACCCUCCCCACAGCUGUGAAACAAACACCCUCCUCACAGCUGUGAAACACCUUCUCCACAGCUGUGCAACAAACACCCUCCUCACAGCUGUGAAACAAACACCCUCCUCAC
Messenger RNA from Melospiza georgiana, 2027 nucleotides. Its product is annotated as ectonucleoside triphosphate diphosphohydrolase 8-like. The transcript is spliced from 10 exons. Gene Ontology annotation, molecular function: GDP phosphatase activity; UDP phosphatase activity. The record is from RefSeq and is a predicted model, not a curated record. Lineage: Eukaryota; Metazoa; Chordata; Aves; Passeriformes; Passerellidae. The coding region runs from base 133 to 1638 and encodes 501 amino acids. Gene Ontology annotation, cellular component: plasma membrane. Gene Ontology annotation, biological process: nucleoside diphosphate catabolic process.